CUCCUCCCUUCCAUACAAAUGCCCAGAGCUCAGCGAGACGACUGUCCUGUGCGUGCUCCGCCUCUUUCCACUUUCCAACCCGUGGUUUCAUUCAUCAGUUUGCGGCGCCUCCGAUCGGAGCACCGCCGGUAUUAUCCAUUAUUCACUAUUCAUACAUACAGCAAGUUGCAGUUGCAGCACAGCUCCAUCCAUCCAUCUAUACAAGAAGAGGUAGCAAGCAGGUAUCUGGGCGCCUCCGGCUCCAGGAAGUGGCUGCUCGCCAUGGACGGCGGCGAGAGGCCGGCGACGACGAGCCACAAGGCGCCGCACCCUUUCGUACCGGACGGCGAGCUCGUGGAGCUGCUGUGGCAGGACGGCGCUGUCGUGGCGCACUCACAGGCGCAGGCGCACCACCACCACCACCACCACUACCGGCGGCCGCUGGUCCAGGUCGCCGCCGGCAACACGGGCGCCAGCGGCGUCACCGGGGAGCAGGCGCCCGCGCUGCCGUGGCUCCCGUGCAGCGGCGGUGCGAUGGGCGGGGACGUGUACUCGCAGCUCUGGCAGAGCAUCGCGCAGGCCGACGGCCGCGUGGUGGGCGCCGACGCCGUGGCGGGCGCGCCCCGGCCGCCCGCCAGGAGCGGGAACAGCGGCGUCGGGUCCAGCCGGACGGCCGGGCAGGAGGUCGGCUCCAGCUUUAGCGGCAGCAACCUUGUCGCCGCGGCGAUGCACCUGGACGACGACAUCGACGACGUCGGCGUCGCCGCCGCGCUGCCCGUGCCGCUGGACGACCCGGCCACGGCCACGGGCGCCGGUGCCGGCGCGUCCACGUCCAGCGGCUGGAACAGCAAUGCGCCGCUGCACAAGAGGAGCAGGGACGAGUUCGACGAGGACGCCGACUUGGACACCGUCGACGAGACCCCGCCGUCGUCGAGGGACAGGCGGCCGGCGUCCAACAAGCGCAGGACGCGCGCAGCCGAGGUCCACAACAUGUCUGAGCGGAGGAGAAGGGACCGGAUCAACGAAAAGAUGCGAGCUCUGCAGGAACUCGUGCCUCACUGCAACAAGACUGACAAAGCGUCGAUACUAGAUGAGGCAAUUGAGUACUUGAAGUCCCUCCAAAUGCAGGUUCAGAUCAUGUGGAUGUCUACUGGGAUGGCGCCGAUGAUGAUCCCCGGUGCUCACCAGCUCAUGCCGCCGAUGACCAUGGGCUUGAAUUCAGCGCGGAUGCCGCCACCGGCUGUGCAGUUCCUGAGCCAGAUGCAGAGGGUACCACCACACUUUAUGAACAACCCGUUGCUGAAUCAGAUGCCUCAGAUGUUACCCCCUCCUACAAAUGCACCCAAUGUAACUGACCAAGCUCAAAGCAACCGCAUGGCACUGCCGAGAAAUCCCUUCCUUCAUCCUAAUGAUAGUGAUGCACUGACAACACCGCAUCAGGUGCCAAGUUUAUUUGGCUAUGGACCACAGAUGGUACAGGUGAAUGAGAUUCAAGAGCUACUGACCAGCACUGCAGCGCCGGCUUUGGGGACCGACCUACCGUCAUCCUCUGAUGGAACUGGAGCAUAAGACCACCACAGGUCCACACUACAGUAAGGUGUUUUUCCAGUGAUGAACACCGUCAAGCACACGCGGCUAGGGGGAAUGAAUGAACAGAAGAAGUCAGAGCACGCAGGUGGUCCUCCUACAAGAAUCAAUUUGGAUUAUUAAGACGCACGCAGCGCGUUCUAAGCCCAUGACCAGGCAGAUCGUGCAAGCUUGAUCAUCUGGGAACCUCUGAGCAGCCAACACGCGGCGGCAGCGACACCAUGCCGACAUGAUGAUACGGCUCUUAUCUGAAGAAUAAAUAGUGCUGGGGACUUGACCAUCACCUUUCUGUUUGUGGAAGGACUCGAUCGGUCUACAGGGGUCGAACUCGGCAAGGCCAUCAGGAGAGGAGACGCGCGCACUCCUGCUGAUGAUGCUGUGGCGGACGUGGUGGAUGAUGGAGGUGACAUGCUUGAUUAGAUUGGUAGCUAGCAAAUCUCAGAAGCACAAUGAUACAGCACAAUGCAAGAGUCGCAGUUCCUCUCCUCUUUUCGCUGAUGUUACACUUGAAGCACUGUUACAUUUGUGCCUGAUUUGAUUAGGCUCUGUGCAGUUGUCUGGUGAGUUCUGCAAGGGCAAGAACUGGUCUCCUUCUUUUACCGGUAGACUAGGUUACCGGCUGUAACUAGAAAUUUACUAGGGUUCUCUCAGAGUUAAUACAUGUAUGAAAAUUUCAUUUUGAGAACAGCAAAAGGCCGGCCAAGAUUACUGAAUUUGUCCAAAAUUUCAUUGA
Messenger RNA from Sorghum bicolor (sorghum), 2299 nucleotides. RefSeq names its product transcription factor PIF5. Gene Ontology annotation, molecular function: protein dimerization activity. The coding region runs from base 19 to 1548 and encodes 509 amino acids. NCBI's taxonomy places the organism in Eukaryota, Viridiplantae, Streptophyta, Magnoliopsida, Poales, Poaceae. The record is from RefSeq and is a predicted model, not a curated record. The transcript is spliced from 9 exons. Gene Ontology annotation, cellular component: nucleus.